AGAAAGGGUUAGCUGGCUCACUCAUUGGUUAGGAGUUCAUAACUGGGCAGUACACUAACAAAAACAAACAUACUCCAAACAAACUUCCCAACUGCUUCAAAGGUAUGGAGUUGUCAUUUUAUCAGUCAUCACUUACCAUUGUCCAAAUACAUGAAUGUCCCCCUUUUUUAUUUCUUAGGUAAAAACAUCGGAUAUUUUAAUGAUAUAUUGGCUGCCGAACUGGAAAUGUCUCCAGUUUUCAUUUCAGAUAUCUGGUCACCUUAGAGUAAUAACCAAGCAGGAUUUGUGCCGAGUUUAGUACUUGUAUCCACAUUUGAAAGAUUUCCCUGAACUACACAGCUGCUGCGCUUUAAGAAUAGUUUUACUUGUGGGAGGGAAAAGUGGAAAAAGUUGGUUUGAGUCAUUCAACAGUUUUCACCCUCAAGUGCAUCAGUGUGAUCUCUUUUUUGGCCCAUGAAGUUCAGGGGGUUUCCAGAAAGUGCAAUAAAACAUGUGUGGAAUGGGGAGAGGCUCAUAACAUUAAUACCCACUCUCACAUUCACAUCAGUUCCAUUCAUUCAUGUUUGUUUUGGUCGGUGACACUGGUGGUAAAAUUAGACCAGAGAUCAGUGAAGACCCUCAGCUUCCUCCUUUGGUGUGUAUGUGUGACAGGGGCUUUCUUAACCAGCGUGACGUCAGCCGCUGUUUGCGCUUGCGUUGGCAGUCAUGAGGUUGUGGUGAGCAGAGCAGAUUCUAUCAGUGAGCGCCAAACCACAACGAUUUGUCCGAAAACCCCUGUGAGACCGCAGCUGUGCUUCCGGUGUUUACAGCGACAGAGGUUGACUCUGCCUCCGUCCCCUCUCUGACACCUGUCAACUAUUCCAAAACAUACAGGCUGUCACCGUGGAGAUACCGAUGAGCCGGAAUAAGGAGGCGGAGAGGAUUCCCCACACAUACAGUCCUGAGACGACGGAGGAGAGGGAACACACUCGCUCUCAGUCAGCAUCCACAAUGGACCGCCAGCAGCAGCAGCACGCCAAAGUGGAGCGGUUUCUCAAGCUAGGAUACUCGCACAGUGACAUCCUGAGGGUGCUGGACAGCCUCCGCCACGACGCCCAGACCAAUGACAUCCUGGAGGAGCUGAUAAAGACCUGCCACACUCAAAAGUGGGACAAAAGUGUCCCAAACAGCCCCAAGCUGGUGCCCAGAGGCUGCAGCCCCAGUCCCAGUCAGCCCAGACCUGGACCAGACAGAGAGCCAACUGCAGGCUUCAGACCAGUGGUUAUAGAUGGAAGCAAUGUGGCCAUGAGCCAUGGCGAUAAGAAGGUGUUUUCGUGCCAGGGCCUCCAGCUGGCAGUGAACUGGUUCUGGGACAAAGGACUGCGCGACAUCACGGUGUUCGUUCCCCUGUGGAGGAAGGAACAGCCGCGUCCAGACGCACCCAUGACAGAUCAGCACAUUCUCCAUCAGCUGGAGAGGAGGAAGAUCCUGGUGUACACGCCGUCCCGCUGCGUGAACGGUAAGAGGGUGGUGUGCUACGAUGACCGUUACAUCGUCAAGCUGGCCUGCGACUCGGACGGCAUCAUCGUGUCCAACGACAACUACCGCGACCUCCAGACGGAGAAUCCGCAGUGGAAGAAGUUCAUCGAAGACAGGCUGCUCAUGUACAGCUUCGCCAACGACAAGUUCAUGCCUCCGGACGAUCCUCUGGGCAGAAACGGUCCCACCAUUGAUGAUUUUCUGAGGAAGAAGCCGUGGACCCCAGACAACAAGCUGCAGCACUGUCCCUACGGAAAGAAGUGCACCUAUGGAGUGAAGUGCAAGUUCUACCACCCAGAACGGGCCAACCAAUCCCAGCUGUCUGUGGCAGACGAGCUGAGGGCGCUCAGAGACAGAGCCAAGAACUUCUCGCCCACGCCCAGCCUGCAGGACACACCGCACCCUCUGUACCAGCCGGAGCUCAGGUACACCUCGUCCACCCCUCCCCCUCUGAGCAUCGAGGACCAGUCACACAGGGCAUCACCCAGCGAGCAGUUCCUCUACCAGAGAGACUCCUGCAGCCCGAGGAGCCAGCCCAACACCAACCUGCACCACUGUCCCAGCCCGGACGUGGACGAGGCCUUCAGCUCCAUGGAGAGCUCCAUGUCCAGGCUCUACAUCCAAGACUCGCCCUACAGCUUGGAGCCCCCUCCCCACAGUUACAGCAGCGGGGUGGCCAGCUACAGCCUGAGCCACGACGACUACUCCCUCUCAGGGUCGUUCAGCGGCGGCACGCAGAGUCGUCCCUGUCUGAGCAGAGGAGGUUACUACUCCCAUCAAAACUGCCAGUGCAGGUGUGGCCACCAGCAGACCAGGAUAUCGCCCCCCCACCACCACCCAGCGUGGGCCUCCUGCCCGGCUCUGCCUCCACACAACGGCGAGUAUCCCAGCCACGGUUCCAAGAAGCAGUACUUCAGACAGGUCUCCAACAGACAGACCUACAGCUUACCCAGGGACCCGUGGGUGCAGGGCGGCCACCCGGACACCAGCCUGAACGGCCGGGCCGAGAGCCCCCCCAGCGAGCAGAGGAAGGCCCUGAGGAGCCAGCUGAGCACCCUGUUCCCCCAGAGCGUGGUGGAGCAGGUGAUGAACGUUUACCCAGACGUGUCAGACAUGUCCCAGCUGAUGUCUCUCAUCCAGGACCACAGGACCAGCCACAUGUCCUUCUGAUGCCAAGCUCACAGCAGAUCACAAAACGUCUCCUGUUCUUAAAGUGACUGGAUUUAUAUUCUUAUGAAUUCUA
Molecule: messenger RNA, 2761 nt
Organism: Seriola dumerili (greater amberjack)
Lineage: Eukaryota; Metazoa; Chordata; Actinopteri; Carangiformes; Carangidae
Gene: zc3h12d
Product: zinc finger CCCH-type containing 12D
Exons: 5
Coding region: 895-2688 (597 amino acids)
Biological process (GO): nuclear-transcribed mRNA catabolic process, RNase MRP-dependent; 3'-UTR-mediated mRNA destabilization
Cellular component (GO): cytoplasmic ribonucleoprotein granule; nucleus
Molecular function (GO): mRNA binding; metal ion binding; RNA endonuclease activity
Source: RefSeq, a predicted model, not a curated record